Molecule: messenger RNA, 1092 nt
Organism: Aegilops tauschii subsp. strangulata
Lineage: Eukaryota; Viridiplantae; Streptophyta; Magnoliopsida; Poales; Poaceae
Product: protein Iojap, chloroplastic
Biological process (GO): negative regulation of translation; negative regulation of ribosome biogenesis
Molecular function (GO): ribosomal large subunit binding
Source: RefSeq, a predicted model, not a curated record
UCACUCCUUCAGUCAGUGUGGUUCGUCCUGCUUAUCUCCUCCACGCUUCGCUCCUCGUUGCUUGCCGUUUCGCUCACUGCAACCUCCCUCCCGUGGAAAAUUCUCGGGCUUACCAUGAGAGGCGCCGCGAUCCAGGGCCACGGCCUCGCCCGCGCGCCGCCGGCCGCCGUCCCGCUGCUGCACCCGCGGCCGCGGCGCGCCGUCGGGGUGGUCCCCCGCCACCGCCUGAGGAGCGACCUGCUGCCGCUGCUGCUACCGGCCGCCGCGCCCUUCCGGGCUCGCUCCCCGCCCUCUUCUUCCUCGUCUAAUGUGAACCCGGGGACAGGGGAGGGCGCGGACGAGCUGCUCGAGGAAUUGCUCCAGAAGCACGGCGAGGUCGUGUACAGCUCCGGCGGGGGCGGCAGCGCGGCUCUGGCCAGCGAGGCCGACGAGGACGCCGAGUGCCUGUCACUGGCCGUUUCUCUGGCUAAAGUUGCAAGCGAGGUCAAGGCAGCCGAUAUCCGAGUGCUGUUCGUGAAGCCGAUUGUCUACUGGACCGAGUUCUUCAUCAUCCUCACCGCCUUCUCAAAUGCGCAGAUUGAGGCCAUCAGUUCCAAGAUGAGAGACAUCGGCGAGCAGCAGUUCAGCAGAGUUGCGUCUGGUGAUACAAAACCCAAUUCAUGGACCUUGCUGGACUUUGGUGAUGUCGUUGUCCAUAUAUUUCUUCCCCCGCAGCGGGAAUUCUACAACCUGGAGGAGUUCUACGGCAACGCCACCCCCAUCGAACUCCCUUUCGAGACCCAGUUGCAGUAACCACCGCUUACAUUGCAUCUUCGCAGUCGAGCCAAACAAGGACAUCAUUCACUUCAUCGCCCCAACCAACAACAUUCCAUGAUGCUCAGAUGCGGAGAGCUGCCCGCAGAUAGAUAGAUAGCUUGGUCGUACAGCUGGACAGUGAUGCUGGGUGACUACUCUCCUGAAGUAUGUGAAAUUGGCGCCAUCAUGCAAACAUUCUUGUAAUCUGUUGUUAUACCAUGUGUAUCAUUGUAGCAACCACGCACUAUUGAACAAUGUUAACAGCAAGAGGAAUAGAAUCCAGAAAGAUUGGUGGUA